Molecule: messenger RNA, 813 nt
Organism: Melopsittacus undulatus (budgerigar)
Lineage: Eukaryota; Metazoa; Chordata; Aves; Psittaciformes; Psittaculidae
Gene: CDX2
Product: caudal type homeobox 2
Exons: 3
Coding region: 1-813 (270 amino acids)
Biological process (GO): anterior/posterior axis specification; embryo development; regulation of transcription by RNA polymerase II
Cellular component (GO): nucleus
Molecular function (GO): RNA polymerase II transcription regulatory region sequence-specific DNA binding; DNA-binding transcription factor activity, RNA polymerase II-specific
Source: RefSeq, a predicted model, not a curated record
AUGUACGUGAGCUACCUCCUGGAGAAGGACGGGCCCAUGUACCCCGGCCCGGUGCGACACUCGGGGGGGCUCAACCUGGCGGCGCAGAACUUCGUGGGAGCCCCACAGUACGCGGACUACGGCGGCUACCAUGUGAACCUCGACAGCGCCCAGUCACCCGGCCCGGCCUGGCCCGCACCCUAUGCCGCCCCGCUCCGCGACGACUGGGGCGCCUACGGCCAAGGGGCUCCUCCGGCAGCCGCCGCCGUCCAUGGCCUCAACGGCGGCUCCCCCGCUGCCGCCAUGGCCUACAACCCCGCCGACUACCACCACCACCACCCGCACGCCCACCACCACGCCGGCCCCGCGCCCCACUGCUCUGCCGGGGUCAUGCAGCCCCUCAACGCCGCCAACAACGCUGCCGCUGCUGCCGCUCCCGAGCCUCUGUCACCCGGCGGGCAGCGCCGGGGCCUCUGCGAGUGGAUGAGGAAGCCGGCGCAGCCCCCGCUCAGCAGCCAGGUUAAAACCAGGACGAAAGACAAGUACCGCGUCGUGUACACCGACCACCAGCGGCUGGAGCUGGAGAAGGAGUUUCACUACAGCCGCUACAUCACCAUCAGGAGGAAAGCAGAGCUGGCCUCCAACCUGGGGCUGUCCGAGAGGCAGGUGAAAAUCUGGUUCCAGAACAGGCGGGCGAAGGAGAGGAAGAUCAACAAGAAGAAGCUGCAGCAGGCGCAGCCCGGAGGAGCGGAGCCCCUCAGCCCCGGCGCCCCUCUGCAGGGUCCCUCAGCGGGAACGGCAGCCGCCGGUCUGGGCCCCGCCGCCCCGCAGUGA